This is a messenger RNA of Psylliodes chrysocephalus, 3390 nucleotides long. NCBI's taxonomy places the organism in Eukaryota, Metazoa, Arthropoda, Insecta, Coleoptera, Chrysomelidae. The record is from the annotation of a GenBank genome assembly.
AUGGAAGAAACAAAAGAAAAAAGUAUUCAUCUCAUGGGUGUCAAAAUUUGUGAAGAUUUAAAAAAAUCUCCUUACCAUGCUAGACUGUUCGAAGAUAUACAGAAAUUGGUGAUAACACCUAGUGUAAAAUCCGACGACUUUAAAAAUUCUUUGCUAAAAGCCAUGCAAGACAAUGGUUUAGAGUCUGAUCUGAAGAACAGUAUCUAUAGAUAUAUUAAGUCUAAGAAGAAAGAAACUAAUACUUAUGAUUCAUUCUUUAGAAAAUGUCAAAUACACUGGGAUAAACGAAUUCAUAAAUCAUUGAAUUCUAUGUGCAACGAAUUGGGAAUAUCGUUGGCAAAACCAAGAACUACGAAUGAGAGAGAAGAAUUGCUUGCAAAAUGGACAGAACUAAGUAAUUAUGAAGUAGACAUUCAUAAAUAUAGACCCGUGUAUGCCCCGAAAGAUUUUUUAGAUGUGUUAAUGAAUUUAAAGGGGCCUACGGAUGAUAAAAAUAGCAGUGGCGGUGAAUGGCAAUUUACUCAGCUUCCUUUAAAAGUAAAAAAUUUAGCGGAAUUGAGAAGUUUUUACAGCGAGUUAUCGCGAGGCGACCAGAUUUUAACUGCUAGUAAUGCUCUUACUAUGCCGCAAGCUUUUACAAUUUUUGAAGAAGAAAGAAUUAAUUUAGGCGAAAAAGUUUUGUCGAGGAAUUACGCUCCUCUGGCUCAAGAAUUUUUAAAAAAAGGAUGUCCUAGAUGUUUAAGAGCAAGGAUUUGGAGUUUAUUGCUAGGCUCUGAAGUUAAACAGUAUGAAUACAAGUAUUUCGAAACUUUAAAAGAACACGUUCUUCAAUAUGAUCUGAUGAUAGAUAAAUUAAUUAUUAAGGAUAUAACUCUAACUGCAUCGAAUGAUGAUCAGUAUUUUGUAUUCGAAGAUGUUCUGUAUCAGGUAAUGCUGUGCUUUUCCCGUGAUUCCGAAAUCCUCAAAAAUCUUCCAAGCCAACCAGCAUUCAUGCAAGUUUUGAUAAAAGGUAAACAACCGCCAAUUCACUUAGACGGGGCUACAAAUGGUGGCAGCACCAUAGUGUUUCCGCCAAGUGGAGUUAUACCAUUUCAUGGAUUUUCAAUGUAUGCUGCACCCUUUUGCUAUAUUUACGACGAUCCUGUAGAAUUGUACUACGCUUUCAGAGCAUUCUAUCUAAGAUACUGGCACCGUCUACACAGAGUGUGCGCCAGUUCCCAAGGAAUAGUGUCUCUGUGUCUUCAAUUUGAAAAAUUACUCCAAUGUUUCGACCCACUUCUUUGGAACCAUUUCAGGAAGUGUAGAAUAGCACCGUUAAGACUGGUGAUAAAAUGGAUCAUGCGCGCUUUUAGCGGUCACCUACCACCAGAACAACUUUUAUCCCUAUGGGACUUGAUUCUAGCGUACGAUUCACUGGAAAUAAUACCCCUUUUGGCGGUUAUUAUAAUUAUUUUUCGAAAAGACAACUUACUAAAAGUCACUACGCUGCAAAACGUCGAAGCUGUAUUAGCCGAUCUCUCAACUAUAGCGGUGGUUCCUUUGUUACAGAUGGCGCUGAUAAAGGAAUAGUGUUUAAAUAAAAAUGUAGAGGGGCUGUUCUCUGAGUUGAGUAUCUAAAUUAGUUCAAUCUAAUUUGACACUUGAUAGACUAAAUAAGGAGAUAUUUAUGACUUUUUGGCAAUGUUGAACAAGAGGAAUCUUUCAUAAAAGAGUUGUCAAAAAGUCAAAAUCUGUAGAAAAUUCUCUCUUUUAGAUCUAACAUAGGUACCUACCCUCUACGUAUUACUAAUUUUAUACUUUACAAAAUAUGGUUACAUUGCCUUGAUAAUUAGGUGUCAAAUUAGAUUUUUCCAAAUUUAAUAAGGGAUUUAAUAAAUUAAGCAAUGUAUGGGGCAAUGUAUUCUAGGCCAAUUUUCAAUAAGAAAUAUUUAUCUCAAUCCGUAUAAAUGUACCUAACUCUACAAGGUGGUCCUUUAGUGUGUGGAAGUCUAAUAUCUCAGUUGUUUUUGAAAAUACGAGAAAAUGUCCAUACAAAAGUUUUAUGACUCUACACCUUAUGGGGUUGGAGUGUCUGAGGUGAAUUUUUUUUAAAAUGUUCGUCUUGAAAUUGCCUAUCGAUCAUUUUCAAUUUUCGUUUUACGUCUUCAUUUUUCCGGAAUUCUGAUCCAAAAAUUGGAUUUUAUGCAAAAAUGUAGAUUUUCCGCACGAAAGUGAUCCUACGGUACGCGAGAUUGAAAUUUUACCAAACUUUUUUUAUGGGAAAAUGUUCGUCUUCAAAGAUCCUAAAAGACUCUGUACUUGGAUACGGUCAAAAAUUUUCCAUUACCCUUGAAAUGUACAUUAAUUUUCGCGCCACUAUGGGACGCCUAGUAGUAAGAAUAUUUUCCAAUAUAUAGGGUGCCCUCAAAAAACAAGGCAACAUAAUAUAUAUGUUUUUCAAAUGGAAUUUCCUGUAUUUUAUUUUAUUUUUGAAUUCUACUAAAAAAUCUAAUGAUUUUCGUCUAAAUUCAAUUGUUUUCAAACUUUUGACAUUCAAAAAUUGACUUUUUCACAUUUCGACAAGCUGUUAAAAUUAGGGCAAAACGGUUUACGUGUUCGUAACUUAGUUUUUAUAUUUUAUACAAAUAUGCAAUAAAAUAACCCACUUCCGGUUUAAGUUAGAUUUUUUUAGAUUCAAAGUUCACAUAUUAGAUAGGAUACGAAAAACUAGAAUGUAAACCGUUUUAUUCCUAACUUCAAGCGUUUGGAUGCUACAGCUUGUCAAAGUACGAAAAAGUCAAUUUUUGAAUGUCAAUAACUCAAAAACAAUUGAAUUUAGACAUAUGAUGUUUCGUUAGUAGUAUUCAAAUAUAGAAUAAAAUAUAAAGUGUUUCAUUUGAAAAAAAUAAUUUUUAUGCUGCCUUCCUUUUUUGGGCACCCUGUAUAUUGGGAAAUAUUUUUACAAUAAGCCACUCUAUGAAUCGUAAAACUUUUAUAUUUGGUAUUUUAGAAAACAACCGAAAUAUUGGACUCUCACAUAUUAUAAUGGGCAACCCUGUAUAGUAUUAAUAAAAAAAAAUCAGUUUAUAAAUACUGCGAGACAUGUAAUAAAUUAUUUCGUUCAUUAAAAAAAAAUCUUACAUAUUUAAUGUCGUGGUUAGCUUUUUGUGCGUUUAAUAAUACGGAAAAUUUGGUUCUUUUAUUGUUUUUCGAUGUUUUUUAGCCAUCCUGUAUAUUUUAAUUUCAGAUUAGUAUGUUUCGAGGGAGAAUAGAAAUAACAUGUUUCAAUUUAAAUAACAUUUUUUUGUUUUGAAAGUUUUGAAAACCCACAUAUAUGCCGAAAAAAGAUUAAAUAUUAAAGAUUUUUUUUGCGAAUCAAUUUAUUUUAUAAUUUUUAUAAAAAUCCCAUAU